Molecule: messenger RNA, 1812 nt
Organism: Aspergillus ruber CBS 135680
Lineage: Eukaryota; Fungi; Ascomycota; Eurotiomycetes; Eurotiales; Aspergillaceae
Product: retrograde cargo receptor ERV46
Exons: 3
Coding region: 261-1577 (438 amino acids)
Biological process (GO): endoplasmic reticulum to Golgi vesicle-mediated transport; retrograde vesicle-mediated transport, Golgi to endoplasmic reticulum
Cellular component (GO): COPII-coated ER to Golgi transport vesicle; endoplasmic reticulum membrane; Golgi membrane
Source: RefSeq, a predicted model, not a curated record
AGCUGGUUCAAUUCCUCUAAACAUCAGCAGAGAUAGCAACACUGCUGCUAUUACUCUGUGUGUUUGCCAGUGUAAUUAAGCUGUCAUCCAAUUGUCCCAAGCUUCUCGUCACGGACCCAAUUAACCCAAAAUAGGACAUCUAUAUACAAAUAGUCGUUCCUUGCGGGCCGCUGGCUGGACCUGAUCGACUUGACACUAUCUGCAGAGUACACCUCUUGUCCCUCGUUUAAUCCCACUUAUGGUCGUCGCUUAGUCUCGAGAUGCCUGCCAAAUCGCGCUUCACGAAGCUAGACGCCUUUGCAAAAACCGUUGAGGAUGCUCGCAUUCGCACCACUUCUGGUGGGAUCGUCACCAUAGCGUCGCUGCUUGUUAUACUGUGGUUGGUCUGGGGAGAAUGGGUGGACUACAGGCGCGUAUCGGUGCUUCCUGAGCUGGUGGUUGAUAAGUCGCGAGGGGAGAAAAUGGAGAUCCAUCUGAACGUGACGUUUCCGCGAUUGCCAUGCGAACUUCUUACGCUUGAUGUGAUGGAUGUUUCUGGGGAACAGCAGGUCGGAGUUGCGCAUGGUGUGAACAAAGUGCGCUUGAGUCCGCAGGCCGAAGGAGGUCGAGUCCUGGACGUUCAGGCAUUGGACCUACACUCGCAAGAAGAAAUCGCCAAACACCUCGCCCCUGACUACUGCGGUGAAUGCGGUGGCGCGCCAGCCCCCGACGGCGUCAUGAAACCCGGCUGCUGCAACACCUGCGAUGAAGUGCGCGAAGCGUACGCCCAGAAAUCAUGGGCCUUCGGCAAAGGGGAGAACAUCGAACAAUGCGACCGCGAAGGCUACGCCGAGCGCCUCAACGCCCAACGCCGCGAAGGCUGUCGCCUCGAAGGCGUCGUCCGCGUUAACAAAGUCAUCGGCAACUUCCACAUCGCCCCGGGCCGCAGCUUCACCUCCGGCAACAUCCACGCCCACGACCUCGAGAACUUCUUUGAAAAGAACCUUCCGGAAAGCGAACGCCACACCAUGACCCAUGAAAUCCACCAGCUCCGCUUCGGCCCCCAACUCCCCGACGAACUCUCAGACCGUUGGCAAUGGACAGACCACCACCACACCAACCCGCUUGAUAACACGCAGCAGGCCACUGAUGAACCAGCCUACAACUUCAUGUACUUCGUCAAGGUUGUCUCAACCUCCUACCUCCCGCUAGGCUGGGACCCCCUCCUCUCCUCCACCAUCCAUAACACCUACGACAAAGCGCCCCUGGGCGCGCACGGCUUCGCCUACGGCAACCAGGGCUCCAUCGAAACACACCAGUACUCCGUGACCUCGCACAAGCGCGCGCUCAUGGGUGGAAACGACGCAGCAGAGGGCCACAAGGAGCGCAUCCACGCACAGGGCGGUAUCCCCGGUGUGUUUUUCAACUACGACAUUUCCCCGAUGAAGGUUAUCAACCGCGAGGCGAGGAAGAAGACGUUCUCUGGGUUCUUGACGGGGGUUUGUGCGAUUAUCGGUGGGACGUUGACUGUUGCGGCGGCUGUGGAUCGGGGGUUGUAUGAGGGGGCUAUAAGGGUGAAGAAGAUUCAUUCGAGUUGAGCGUGUCGGUUGAAAAGGAUGAGGAAGGAAGAAAAACAGAAAAAGCGAAUUAUAAUUUAUAUACAGUUCCUGUUCGUGCCUGAUACUCGACUCGAGGCGUUUGUGGUGUUUUUAUGUUAUAUCAAGUCGUUUAGCAUUCAUUGCAUUUGAAAGUUCUACGGAUUCGGUUUUCAAAGAACGUAGAUCUACGAUAAGAUAUCUAAAGAGACUAUACGUUGUUCUUACAAAAGUAAUC